CCUCCACCACCUGCUCGCGCACGCGACCAUCAAAGGCGUCCAAGGAGCGCCGCGUUCGCCAUGUCGACCACCAAAUCCUUUCAAUGCCUCGUCUGUCGCCUCAGACAUGCCGCCCAGCAUCCCCCGAUACGCCGGCAAUUCCACGCCUCCUCCUCUUCUCAAGCCCGCAAACGUUUCCCCAGUGUGAAAGCCUCCGAGCUCAGUGAAGCAGGCUACUCCGAGUACACGCCGCGAGAGAAGAAGCUACUAUCGCUCAAAUACACAUCAGAGCAGAUGAAGAUCAUCGAAGCGGGAGAAAAGGCGGUCAGUGCGGUGGACAUGGCGCAGCAAGGCCGGAUGCGAACCGAUCCCAUGCGCAUCAAGUACCUCGACGACUUUGCCACAAUGCGACCUAUCCUAGACCGACCUCUGACCGCCGAAGACAUCGAGCAAGCGCAACGCGGGCUGCAAGAGGGACGCAAUCCAGGAUCGAAGAAGCGUGGCCUCGAAGCGACGCCGGUGGAGGAAGAGAAAGAAGAGGUGGAUCUCCCUAUGCUUCGUCUGAGCCAGCAAACCGGCCUGAGCCUGGAUGAGAUCAAACGAAUCCGCGUGAAGAACCUCGUCUCCCAUCGCGUAGUGAACCAGACUCGAAUGGGGAAAAUUCAAUCCAUAUACUUCCUUACCAUUGCCGGGAAUGAGGAUGGCAUGGUGGGAAUUGGAGAGGGAAAGGCUGCGGAGACGGAAGACGGGAGACGGCAGGCCAUGAUGAACGCCAUCCGUAACAUGAAGCCGGUUGCACGGUACGAAGAGCGCACCAUCUAUGGCGAGGUGGAAGGGAAAGUGGGAGCGACAAUUGUCCAGCUCAGCUCGCGUCCUCCCGGCUUCGGCAAUCGCUGCCAGUCCCUCAUCUUCGAACUCGCACGCGCUGCGGGUAUAAGCGAUCUGGCCGCCCGUACCCCUCGGUCACGUAAUAAAAUGAACGUGGUCAAGGCUGCUUUCCAAGCACUCACCAAACAACGCAUACCCGAAGACGUCGCACGAGGGAGAGGGAGGAAGAUGGUGGAUGUAAGGAAUGUUUACUACGGCGGCCAAGUGCUAUAGAACCUCUGUACUAGAAAUGAAACUGUGUACUCAUAGCUACAUGCUGCCACAGAGGCUCCGCAGAGAAGCCAUGUCGCCUAAAUCGAGAACAAAAGAGACUAAACGUCAC
This is a messenger RNA of Neohortaea acidophila, 1189 nucleotides long. RefSeq lists its product as uncharacterized. NCBI's taxonomy places the organism in Eukaryota, Fungi, Ascomycota, Dothideomycetes, Mycosphaerellales, Teratosphaeriaceae. Gene Ontology annotation, cellular component: ribosome. The record is from RefSeq and is a predicted model, not a curated record. Gene Ontology annotation, biological process: translation. The coding region runs from base 61 to 1080 and encodes 339 amino acids. Gene Ontology annotation, molecular function: structural constituent of ribosome; RNA binding. The transcript has 2 exons.